CAACUUUUGCAGAAGGGGCAGCGCGAGGCGGCGGAGCUCGGGCCGGCUGCUGCGCGGGGGAAGGGACGAGCGGAGCGGGAGCAGCGGGCGGGACGCGGGGCUCGUCGGGCCGGCGGGGGCGCGGGGAGAGGCUCGGAGGGAACAAAGGGAAGGAGCAGCGGUGCCCGCAAGACCCCCCGCCCCCCGCCCCGCCAUGGUGCAGCAAGCGGAGAGUCCCGAGGCGGAGAGCAACCUGCCCCGGGAGGCGAUGGACACCGAAGAGGGCGAGUUCAUGGCUUGCAGCCCGGUCGCCUUGGACGAGAGCGACCCGGACUGGUGCAAAACGGCCUCGGGGCACAUUAAGCGGCCCAUGAACGCGUUUAUGGUGUGGUCGAAAAUCGAGAGGAGAAAAAUCAUGGAGCAGUCGCCGGACAUGCACAACGCGGAGAUCUCCAAGCGCCUGGGCAAGCGGUGGAAAAUGCUGAAGGACAGCGAGAAGAUCCCGUUCAUCCGGGAGGCGGAGCGGCUGCGGCUCAAGCACAUGGCCGAUUACCCCGACUACAAAUACAGGCCCAGGAAAAAGCCCAAAAUGGACCCGUCCGCCAAGCCCAGCGCCGGCCAGAGCCCGGAGAAAAACGCGCCCCCCAGCAGCGGCGGCGGCGGCGGCGGCAGCAAAAGCGCCAAGAGCUCCGGUAAGAAAUGCAGCAAGCUCAAGCCCCCGCCGGCCUCGGCCUCGGCCUCGGCCUCGCCCCCCAAGGCCGGCGCCAAAGCCGCCCCGCACGGCGACUACGCGGGGGAAGACUACGUCUUCGGCGGCCUCAAGGUGAGCGGCAAGGCGGUCAAGUGCGUCUUCCUGGACGAGGACGAUGAGGACGACGAGGACGACGACGAGCUGCAGCUGCGGAUCAAGCAGGAGGCGGACGAGGACGACGAGGAGGACGAGCAGCAGCAGCAGCAGCAGCUGCGGCGGUACAACGUGGCCAAAGUGCCGGCCAGCCCCACCUUGAGCUCCUCGGCCGAGUCCCCCGAGGGGGCGAGCCUGUACGAGGAGGUGCGGGGCGGCGGCGCCGCGCACGGCAGCGGCAGCGGCAGCAACAGACUGUACUACAGCUUCAAGAACAUCACCAAGCAGAGCCCCCCGGCGCAGCCGCCGCAGCCGCCCAGCCUGUCGCCGGCCUCCUCCCGCUCCAUCUCCACCUCGUCCUCCGGCAGCGAGGAGGCGGACGACCUCCUCUUCGACCUCAGCUUGAAUUUCUCCCAGCACCCGCACGCCGGCGCGGAGCUGGGGGCGGGCUCCGCCGCGGGCAACCUCUCCCUGUCCCUGGUGGACAAGGAUUUGGAUUCGUUCAGCGAGGGCAGCCUGGGCUCGCACUUCGAGUUCCCCGAUUACUGCACCCCGGAGCUGAGCGAGAUGAUCGCGGGGGACUGGCUGGAGGCGAACUUUUCCGACCUGGUCUUCACCUACUGAGCGGCGGGGAAGGCGUGUCGCUGCUGGGAGCCACCGGGCAGAGGCAGGAGAGAUGAUGCUGGUGCUGAUGCGAUGAAAUGGGGAGGCGGGGGGGAUGAAAUCCUGAAAAGCAAAACAAAAAAAAGGCUCGUUUUUUCUUUCAAAAAAAAAAAAAGAAGAAGAAAAGAAGAGUGUCUCGAAGUUCGUUCCAAACCGAGCCCGGAGUUGUGAUUUUUUUUAUUUUAAUUUUUUAUUUUAUUUUAUUAUUUUUUUUCUCUUGCAUUUGGUGAUCACAACAACAACAAAGGCAAAUGGGACUGGGGGAAAAUGCUACAGAAGGCGCUGUUUGAAGCUGGUCGGUCUGUGAUUGAAGUCUGGAAGAUGGUCUGCGAAGAAGUCUUGUGGCAGCACAACUGUUACUCAAGGGGGUUUGUGGAUUUUUUUUUUUUCCUUUUUCCGUGAGACAGAGAGAGAGCUUCAAGAACUGUUCCGGUGUUCUGCUUUUUUUUAAUUAUUAUUAUUAUCUGAAAGGGACCAUUGCAACUUUUUUUGGAGGGAGAAAACUGAUGUCUUCUAUGCAUCCGAUUCUUAACAAAGCUGCAGGGAGCUUGAAAAAAUGCAGACUGUACAAACGCUUACAAAAAACAAAAAAAACAAAAAACAAAAACACUGAACUGACUUAAGAUCAGAGUUUACUUUUCAGAUCAAAUUGUUUAUGGUUUUACAAAUGUGAUUUCUACUUGCCAACUUUUUUUUUGUAACUUGUUCCCUUAUACCUCCUUGAUUGAAUACCAGACAGCCUAGACCUCAGUACAAAAAGGUAUUGAAACAUUUUUGAUACAUAACAGACCUCAGUCUUUUUUAAAAAUUAAUAUAUUUUCAGGCGUAUUUUUGUACAGUGAAAAGGGAACAUUCUUGCUGUGUUUUUUCAGUAAGACUUUUCAGGCACUUCUUCCCUUUUAUUUUUUCUUUUUAUUUUUUUUUCCUCUGUUUUUAGCAUGCAAGUUUGUUGGUACGUUACGUCCUGGUUUUAAAAGGAUUAAAAUUAAAAGAAAAAUAAUCCUUGCAUCUAAAGGCCUUGUGAUUUUAAAAAGAAAUAAGAAACAAAACACUUUUUUUUUUCCUUUUUGUACAGCGAUAGUUCAGAUUUGUUCAAUAUUUGUAGGUAAAGAUUUAUUGAAAAUGGUGAUAUAGACCUCAGAGCUGUUAUCUUAGUUUAAAAGAUUGUAUAUGUACUGUACUAUAGUAGGACUUUAUGUAUCUCAUACGCUGUGAUAUGUGGAUGGGGCCCCAGAUGGAAGGUAUGAAACUGGAUUCUCGAUUUUAGCAAAAAAAAAAAAAAGAAAAAAAAGGAAAAAAAAAGAAAAAAAAAUAAGGCACAUAGUUAAAAAAAAUAAAAAGAAAGUUUCUCAUUUUGUGCAAUAUAAAUCUAAAGUACAGACCAUCUGCCUCUUUUGUAGCCAAGGAUGGCGAGAGCAGACUUGUGCACUGUCAACAUCAGAGCCUGUUUUUUUUUUUUUUUUUUUUUUUUUUUUUUUUAAUGCUGAAAGUCUGUAUCUUUGACAAUUUUAAUAAAUCAGCUGGAACUGAUAGAAACUCGUAUCGCUGUUCCCAGUGUGUCUAGCAGAAAGGCGGUGCGGGAGCCGGCGCUGCAGGCUGCUGUGCGGGGGGCGCAGAGAGGCGGCGGUGCUUGCCGGGGCCACGCCCGGCCCCGGCCCCGGCCCCGGCGGCGGGACGCAGGCUCGGACCCCCGGCCCUGUGUCCGCGGCUGCCCCUGCAGUCCGGCGCGGCCGGGGAGCGGGCGCGGCGCUGCGGGCGCAGGGGGGUGUGUCCGGCCAUGUGCGCCGCGCGCGGGCUGGGGGCGGCGGCUGGCGCGGGCUAUUUUAGGCAGCGGGAAGCGGCUUCCCCACCCCCAGCGCGGCCGGAGGGGGAGCAGCGUCCCCGCGGGCUCCCGGUGCCAGGCGCCCGGGCCUCCCCGCCCCGCCCCGCCCAGCCCCGCCCCGGGGCCCUGCGCGGCGGGAGGGAGGCGGCGCCGGGCGCGCUCCGCCGCGGGAGCUCGGGCUGCUGCUCUACCCGGCCCGGCCCGUCCCCGCCGCCGCUCCCGCCUGCAGGACGUGGAGGCAGGAUGCUCCGGGUAGCGGGGCUGUCUCUGCCUCUGCUUCUCGGCCCCAGCACAGCGGUGGGGCUGAAGCUCCAGCCCCCUUUUUCUGUAGUCUUGAGCCGGCCCCGUGCUGUGCUGGGGAGGGGAGACGGGGGGAGGGCUGCUGCCGACCACCAGACUGCCACACGUGCAUUUUUUGUUUCGUAGGAGCCAUCAGAGUUGAGUCAGGAGCUGCUGAUGGCCAUCAACAGACUCCCAAGGUGGCAGUGUCUUUCUCCCGAAGUUGACUUACACCCAGCUAGGCAUUGGUCCAUCCUCUCUUCUUUUAUUUUCUUCUUACUGUUUUUGGUUUUUUUUUUGUUUUGUUUUUUAAUUUGAUCCACUGAGAAAUGAUCCAGCUGUUUACAAGGACAAUUCACUGUGCUGGUAUUUUGGUGGCAACCACUGCUACAGGCUUUCAGACUUGCUGAAAAGGAAAAUCCUACGUACACAUUUGUAAGGCAUAAUAAAACAUAACAGUAAAAACCUGCAUGCAUGUUAUGUUUAAUCAAAGAGAACUCUUAGGCAUUUAAGUGGUGAAUAUCUAGGUUAGUUAAAUAAGCUGGUAGUAAAAUGAUUAAUAUAAUCUGAUCUCUUAUAAUAAGAAUAAUAAUAUUAAUGAUAAUAAAACACCACUCAUGAUUCUAAAUAAAAGUUUGUUUGGCCUAAAUCUUUACUUUGAGAAAAGACAUAUAGCAUAUCUUGGGACCUAAAUUUAUGUCUUGCAUUGUGAUGAUUCUUUAUGAGAAACUGUGUUUUAAAACAAACCGAAGUCCAAUACACAAAAUAUCCUUGGCAAUGGAUAGUCCUCAAUAAAGCAGAGUUUUUGAAUUUUCAGUUUUUGGUCUCAAAUGAUUAGUGCGUUCUCCAUAUAAUAACUUAGAAAUUAGGUUGAAAACAAAUGACAUUUACCUCUUCUAAGGCAAAAAAAGGAAGGAAAGAAAGAAAGAAGGAAUAAAGUGCUCUAACCUAGCCAUUAGCUGUCCUGCUGUUGAAAACUAGUUCAUGGGCUAGGUUGAUGGCAUGAGUUGAUCAGAUUCCCAUCUUUUAAAACUGAGCCAAAAUUCUCUUAGCAAUUCUUCAAAUUAUCAUGAGAGGAUGUGUGGACGUUUUCUUCCAGUCCCUUCCUUCUGAUAUGCAUCCUUGUGUAUUAAUAAUAGGCAGUGUAAUUGAACAUUUGUGCUUUGCAAAUGUUCACUAAGUUAUGAAUGAUUAUGGUCAAAAGUAGGCUGGAUUUAGUUUGUAAUAAGAUCUAGUUGUCAGCCCACAAAAAUUUUGACACAUAUAUUUUUGGAGGAUAUUUUUAAAAUUACCAUUUUUAAAAUAUUAAUUAAGGAUAACUAAGCUAUCAAAGUAUAGAGCAGUCAGGCAGGUCUACUUUAGUUGAAGAAAUAAAAUACCCUGUCAAAAGAGAGUCUGGGGUAUGUGAGGGAACUCUAUGAUAUAUGAGAUAGAUAUAUUGAGUAAAGGUACAGUGUAUAGAGAGAGAGUCUAUAAUUUUUGUCCAGAAAACUUGAGUUUUUUUGUCCAUUUUCAGAGCUUAACUUUACAUUUUUGCCCCAAGCAAGCCACUCCCUCUUUUGGGGCUAGUUUGCUCUUGUUGAAAUCAAUGCCUAACUCCUACUGACUUCUGUGAGAGUAAGAGCAGUGUUAGAGUCACUGGAAGAUCACAUUAGUUAGGCAACUUUCCUCUUACACUUUUAUCCAUUUUCCCAGUUCUUUACUUUCAAAUGUAAAUAUAAUUCUUUUGGACUGCCAUCUUGGAGCAAUUGUUUUGGUCCAGGGUUUGUAUCACCUCUCUCCUUUUCAUUAGGUCUUCGACCAUAGCUCUCUAAGUGUAAGCAAACUUAAAGAGGAAACUGAUUUUUUUAUCUGUAGAAAGACAAUUUACUUUGUAACACUAAGGAUUUCAGUUCAGCUGAAGACCUAGUGACACAUGAUGGUUUUUUAGAUUUUAAAAUGAACUUUUUUCAAAAGUGAACUCAAACUUACAUUUUUCUUCUUGGUGAUUGAAUGUUGUUUUCACUUUCCUUAACUUUAAAAGAACUAACUCACAAAAAAUGUUUCAAUCCUUUAAGGGCAAAGUUUCACAAGGGCUCAAAGGGCAUGUGGUGUGUCUCAGAAAUGUGACAUACUCUAUAAGCAUCCGCACCUACUCUCAGUGACCUUCUCCAGGUGUGGAGUCUAUAGAAUGUGGUUUGCAUGUGUAUGGUCUGAUUUGUCACUUAUGCCAGUAUAAAUCAAGUGCAACUUCGUAGUUACACCAAUGUAAAGCUGGUAUGAAGUCAAAAUCAGAGCCAAAUAGUUUUAGUUCUUUGAUAUUAAACAGGUAUUUGCUCAGUUUCUCCUCUCUACCCUUGCCACAUCUUCAUAUUUGAUGCCUGGUAAGGCCUUAAAUCUGUACGUUACAAAAAUUCUCAUUGAGCUUCAAGGGAAUUUUUUGCCUCAAGAAGGACUUGCAGGAUUAAUCUCCACUUUCCUUGUUAUGUGGAGAACUUGGUUGUUUUUAUCAGUUCCCCUUGAUCUUCAUUUCUAAUAAUGGCUAAAUAAAAAGAAAAAAAAAACUCCAUACAAUGAGUUGCCUUAACAUUUCACCUACUGUACAAUUUUAUUCCUUUGGCUUUUUUUCCCCACAUUGAAGGCUGUGAUUUUUUUUACACACUACCUAUACCAAUUAACUGCCUAAUUAGUUUUAUCUUCUCUACAUGGAUGCAGUGAAUUUGUAAGAGAAUUUCACAAGCAAGUAGUUUUUUAGUGAGUUUAAAAUAAAUAGACUUUUAAAGACCUAUUUUUAUAUUCAAUAUAAAGCACAAAUGUGCAGAAAGUGUAGAAUAACUUACAAAAAAGGGAAACAAAAGUUCAUAAUAUUUCAUGUAUAAGAGUAAUACUUCCAUUGGGUAGAGAUUCUUUUAGAAAACCCAAUGCUUAUGCCAGUGCAAAGAUAGGAAUAUUUUAAAAAACUCUUAGAAAAUGAUGAUUGACAGCAAUUUCAAAGGAAUGACUUCUAUUAAUAAAAGCAAACCCCUAUAGCAAUAUGGACAAGCAGGGGGUGAAUGGUUUUCAAUGAUGAACAAACAACCUGGAAGUGUGACAAUGGAGGUUCCAGUCCUUAUUAUUUAAUCAAACUUUUUCCUGUGGUUAGUUACUACGCAUGGAUUUUCUGUGAAGUGGAAUCUUGCAAAAUGGGAAUGGGAGCCAACCUACUAAAGAUCUGUGAAAGCUACAGAAAUUAAGUUUAUGAUGAGUUUAUAUUAUCAUGGCCCCAGCUCUCAGAAAAUCAAGACAUAGUGUUUGGCCACCUGGAGUUCCAUGAUCAAGUAAUAACUAUUAAGCUAGGAGCUCCCAUUGUCACAAUUUGUUUUUGUUUCCAUCUUCCUGCUUAUCUCCAAAACUAACUUGCCUCAACUCCUGGGUAAACCAGGGAGAAGAGUUAUAUGCCAUUGUUAGUUCAUUUGCAAUUUCUAUCUGGUUUUGCUCUUGUACAUAUGUUGGAGUUUUGGAGUCUCUACAUAAAUGCUGUGAUACUUUUUUUUUUUCUUUUCGUGGGCUGUUUUAAAAUGGACGCCUAUUUUCCAGUGUGGGACUUUUGAUGGUUACAACAUUUCAAAGAUGUUGCAUGAUGGCCACAGGUGGGGGAAAUUGAAUGUUUUAGAGCAGUUUUUCAGCAUGACACUUUUAAAAUAUGUAAUUUCAAAGACUUUUCAAGGCCACGUGAAAUGAGUUUUCAUAGCCACUCCAGGUCUGGGGGGAAAGCUGAAAAGUACUUUUGUUUAGAAGUCUGAGUGAUGGUGGGGGGGAAACCUUUUCUUAAGGUUUUUGCAUGCCAGUGCACGGCCUAUUGCUGUGAGACAGAAAGAAGAUGGUAAAGCUGCUUGAGGCAAUGCACUGGAGGACGAAGUGUUUUCUAGCACUAGAAAAAGAAAAUGCAUGGCAAAGUUUUGUCUUCUAGUAGACUAUAUAGCAUGCAGAGUUUAGUAUGUGUCAAAACAGUGUAUGACAUUGCUGUAUCAAAGUUGUAAAAUUAAGCAUUAUUUAUUGAAAACUAUGUAUUUUUUUUGUAAAAACCUGAUCACCUAGAGGAUUAAUAUCAGUGACUUGUGCUAGUGCUACAAUCUUAACCAGCUUCUUUACUACAGUACUUGAUAUGCAGUGUUAAUGCUCAGGGUUGAAAACAGUCCACUCCAAUGUCUUUUUUUGCAAGAGUUUUUAAAUAAAGGAACAGACUAAUUCAAAUGUUCAAAAGACUCUAAUAAAAUUGUGUGAUCAAUCUUC
Messenger RNA from Alligator mississippiensis (American alligator), 7838 nucleotides. It is a transcript of the gene SOX11, whose product is annotated as SRY-box transcription factor 11. Gene Ontology annotation, molecular function: RNA polymerase II cis-regulatory region sequence-specific DNA binding; DNA-binding transcription activator activity, RNA polymerase II-specific. The record is from RefSeq and is a predicted model, not a curated record. The transcript has a single exon. The coding region runs from base 194 to 1447 and encodes 417 amino acids. Gene Ontology annotation, biological process: positive regulation of transcription by RNA polymerase II; neuron differentiation; anatomical structure morphogenesis. Lineage: Eukaryota; Metazoa; Chordata; Crocodylia; Alligatoridae.